Acytostelium subglobosum LB1 is the source of this 4683-nucleotide messenger RNA. RefSeq lists its product as hypothetical. The record is from RefSeq and is a predicted model, not a curated record. The transcript has 3 exons. Bases 1 to 4683 code for a protein of 1560 amino acids. Gene Ontology annotation, biological process: actin filament severing; barbed-end actin filament capping; cytoskeleton organization. Lineage: Eukaryota; Evosea; Eumycetozoa; Acytosteliales; Acytosteliaceae. Gene Ontology annotation, molecular function: phosphatidylinositol-4,5-bisphosphate binding; actin filament binding.
AUGGGACAGACAGACUCAAAGCCAAAUACAUUGGGUGGCUUGCCAUCUUCAAUGACCAUACCAGAGAAUACAGAGACAUUGGAGAUCAGUGAGAAGCAUCUAGUGUCAUUCCCAGCAGAGCUGAGCCAGUUGAGGAGGCUGGUCACACUCAGUCUGGCGCACAACAACAUACAGCGACUGGAUGGCAUCGCCGGUCUGGUCACGCUCGAGGACUUGGAUCUCUCCUACAACUCAUUACAACAACUAACAGAUGAGCUAUUCAUGGUGGUUCAGUUGAAUAAGUUGAAUAUAUCAUUCAAUCAGUUACAGGCAUUGCCUCCAGCCAUCAAUAUGCUGAAGCUGUUGAGGACACUCAAUCUAAUGAACAACCAACUGACUGCACUGCCUAAAGAGAUUGGACAGACCAUCAGUCUACAAACAAUGAACAUAUCAUUCAACAAGAUUGUACUAAUACCCAAAGAGAUGGGAUCACUCAUUAACUUGACCAAACUGAUAUUGAACAACAAUAAGAUCAAUCAGAUACCGCCAGAGAUUGGCAAGCUACAACAGCUGACAUUGUUGGACUUGGCAGAGAAUGAGCUGAGACAGUUGCCACGCGAGAUUGGCCAGCUCAAGACACUGACCAAGCUGUACUUGGACAACAACGACUUUUUGGAGCUGACAAGCGAGGUGGGCAACCUGGCGCAGCUCAAGGAGCUCAAUCUCAGGUGCAACCAGCUGGUCGACCUGCCGUCCUCCAUGCACAAGCUGCAGAAGCUGACACUGAUCGACCUCGAGGACAACCAGUGGGAGAACAACAACUAUCAGAGCCACGACAUUGAGAAGCUGUUGGCCUACCUCAAGACCAAGCGCGACGUCGUCAACAAGUCGCGCAAGUCCACCUCCAAGGAGUACCGUCGCACACUCGAGCGCAACAAGGUCGAGGAGAAGAAGCGACUGAGUGUCAACACGAUCUUUGAGACUAUGUUCACGUUUGUGGAGAACACUCGCUCACUCUACCUGCUCAAGGGCAAGCACAGGAUCAUGGUGCGCCGCGUCGACUUCUUGGCCACCAACCUCAACAACAGCGACUCAUUCAUUCUGGACACGGGCAAGAAGCUGUUUGUGUUCCUCGGUGCCACCUCAAACAGUCGCGAGCGCCAAAAGGCCGUGCACUUUGCCGGUCUGAUGCGCAUCGAGCAGGGCGGCAACAGUGACGUCGUCGUGCUGGACAACAAGACGCGCAAGGAGGACCAGUCCGAGUUCUGGAAGGAGUUUGGCGGCAAGCAGACUGUCAGCAAUGGCUUUGACAACGAUGCCGACGCCGAGGAGGAGAUGAUCAUGAUCAUGAAGCUGUUCAAGUUCACAGAGGCUGAGGGUGGCAGAAUCGACAUCCAGGUGUUUGCCGGCGAGGACUUUUUCAAAUCGAUGUUGGACAGCAGCAGCUGCGUCAUCCUGGACACUGGUUCGGACAUCUACGUGUGGUCGGGCACGUACUCAUCGUCCAACGAGAAGUCAUGGUCCAUGCUCAAGGCUGAGGAGUUGAUGGAGCACAGCAAGCGACCAAGCAGCUCAGAGAUCAAGUGGGUGAUGGAAGGUGUCGAGACCCUGAUGUUCAAGGAGAACUUUGUUGACUGGAUCGACAACUCAUGGGAUGUCAGCUUUACGCGUCAGAAGGAUCUGGACAAUGAGCGCGAGGAAAUGUUGAAGGCUGAGGCUGAGAAGGAGCAGCGACGCAUGGAGAAGGAGGAGAGGGAGAUGGCCGAACAAGAGUUGAGGGAACAGCAGAAACAACAGCAGCAGAAGCAGCAACAACAGGUACCCUCACCAUCAGUGCCAAGGAAGGAUCAGACACCAAUUGUGACGACAACUCCACCACCUCAACAGGCAUCAUCGCCACAGACUGAAAAGUCAGAGCGCGAGAAAGCAAAGGAGCGUGAGAAGGAGAAGAUAAGGGAGCGAUUGAAGCUGAGAGAGUUGAGCUCGGGUAAGCUCGAUGGCUCAGCCACACCACCAUCGGCUCCCACAUCUCCAUCAACUGCCACCUCACCAGCCACCAAGGAUCCAGUCGUUCCAACAACGGCACAACCACCAAAGUCAAUCACUAUCUCUACGACACCAACACCUACCGCAUCAAUAUCCAUCCCCAAGACCACACCAUCGGUGGAGCCACCAAAGGCUACGCCAGCCAAGGUAACACCAACAACUACACCUACACCAGCCACCACAACAACCAGCGUCCAGCCAAAGCCUGCUGCCGCCAUCACUGUACCAACAACAGCCACACCAUCAAAGACACCCACAACCACACCUACAGCCACAGCCACUCAGCCUGCUACCAAGGAGCCAGUCAAGACACCGGCUGUAUCCGUUGGCCCGUCCGAGCUUCCAGAGCAGUCGGUGAACCUCCUUGCGCCCCUACCCGAGAAGGUCGAGGCAUCAAAGGCAAGGAAGCCAGCAACGAGGAACCCAAUUCGUGCCAGACAGGAGCGUGCUGCAGCAGAGGAAGAGGCAGCCAAGCUUAGACUUCUGGAGAACCCCACUCCUGCCAAGCCCAAGCCAACAGGUGGCAACACAGGCUUUGGUCUACUGCAUUCACUCGGUGCCGAUGAGGGCUUGUUCAAACAGCGACGCGAGCAAAUGGACACCAACAACAAUCAGGGUGGCGUGGCUGCGCUGAUCAAUAUGCAGCCCAAGGACCAGCCCAAGCUGCUGCAUGUCAAGGGCAGACGUUCGCCAUUCGUGCGCCAGGUGGACCUCACCUACCUCUCACUCAACAAGGGAGACGUGUUCAUCCUGGACUGUGGCAAGGAGAAGAAUCUGAUCUAUCAAUGGAAUGGUUCCGAAUCAAACAGAAUUGAGAAGGGCAAGGGCAUGGACAUUGCCAAGUCCAUCAAGGACAAGGAGCGUGUGGGCUGUCGAGUGAUCAUCCUGGAAGAGGGCAAAGAGAACGACGACUUCUGGACCGUGCUCGGAGGCCAGGGUCCUAUCUCUGAAGCCGACACUGCUGGCGACGAUCGCGAGGCCGAGCUCAAUAUCCGCAAGCACAUCAACCUGUACCAGGUGGUCUCGUCCGACCUGACACAGUUCGACCUUUUGCCCCUGGACGGCCGCCUGUCCAAGACCAUGCUGCAGGCGGGCGAGUGCUACAUCCUUGACUGUGUGUCUGAGAUCUUUGUGUGGACUGGCUCGGCUUCAAAGCUCAAGAUGAGAAACACUGCUCUCAAGAUGGGUUCGGACAUGCUCGAGUCGAGACGUGGCUCCGUAUGGGUGGCGCACUGCCAUCGUGAGUUCCCAGGCAGUGAGCAGGUGUUGUUCAAGGAGCGAUUCCCCGACUGGGGUGGUUCACUCCCCAUCAUGGUACAGGCCACACCAGUGGGCCUCAACACCGCAUCAGCCAAGGCACAGGCCAAGAUCGACGUCAACUCAAUGUUAACACCCAAGCCCGAGAAGGAGGAGGUGAUGAUCGAUGAUGGCAACGGAAAGAUCACAGUCUGGCGUGUCGAAGAGUUCACCAAGAUCGCUCUGGACCCUCAGCGCAUUGGACACUUCUACAGCGGUGACAGUUACGUCAUCCUCUACUCAUACAUCUACAAGAACAAGGACUGCUACCUGAUCUACUUCUGGCAAGGCAAGAACUCAUCGAUCAAUGAGAAGGGCACAUCAGCCCUGCUGACAAUGGAGCUUGAUGACUCACUCAAGGGCAUGGCCAAGGAGGUGCGUGUGGUCCAGAACAAGGAACCCAAGCAUUUCCUCUCGGUCUUUAAGAACAAGAUUAUUGUGCACCAAGGCAAGGACCCGGCAGCAAAGGGCUACAAGGCUCCAGACCCCGAAGCCUUUGCCCUGUACCAUGUGCGCGGCACCACCGAACAGAACAUCCGCGCCAUUCAAACAAUAACUUCGGCACAGAGUCUCAGCACUUACGGCUCCUACCUGCUCGUGAACAAUGGCAGCAGCGUGGCCUACAUCUGGUAUGGCAGGCUGUCCAACGAGAAGGAGCGUGCCUUCUCCAAAAACAUCAUCAAUGUGCAGUGGCGUCCACAGCCAGGCAAGAUCGUCGAGAUGGAGGAGGGCAAGGAGACAGCCGACUUUUGGAAGGCCAUCGGCGGCAAGGACAUCCACCCAAUGGCCGGACUCGCCAAGCGCACUGAGCCACGCCUCUUCUCAUGCUCGAUUGGUUCGGGCAUCUUUGUCGUCGAGGAGAUACACUCAUUCGCUCAGGACGACCUCUUGCUGGAGGACGUGUACAUUAUCGAUGGCAUCGAGCACAUCUGGGUUUGGAUCGGCACGGGCACCACCGAGGUAGAGCGCAAGAUGUCGAUGGAGCUGUCACUGGAGUACUCGGCCGCACUGGAGAAGCACGAUGGUCGCAAGAACAUACCGUGCUACAUCACGUACAGUGGCCAGGAGCCAUUCAUCUUCACGGCACUCUUCCACGGCUGGGACUUUGCCAAGCGACGUGAGAAGCUAUCGUUCGACAAGGAUAUCGUGCCAGUCACAGACAUAUUACAAUUGUACACAAAGAAGUAUACCUAUGAUGAGAUCGUCAACAAGCAGUAUCCAAAAGGAUUGGAUGGAUCGAGGCUGGAGGAGUAUCUCUCCGACGAGGAGUUCUAUGAAGUGCUCAAGAUGACCUUGGACGAGUUCAAGAAGUUACCACUAUGGAGGAAGCAAAGUCUAAAGAAGGAGUUACAACUCUAUUAA